Molecule: messenger RNA, 1070 nt
Organism: Cynara cardunculus var. scolymus (artichoke)
Lineage: Eukaryota; Viridiplantae; Streptophyta; Magnoliopsida; Asterales; Asteraceae
Product: cyclin-C1-2-like
Exons: 9
Coding region: 110-865 (251 amino acids)
Biological process (GO): positive regulation of transcription by RNA polymerase II
Cellular component (GO): nucleus; mediator complex
Molecular function (GO): cyclin-dependent protein serine/threonine kinase regulator activity
Source: RefSeq, a predicted model, not a curated record
CGCAUUCAAUAAUCAAUAUCAAUACAACAGCCCACAAAAACUCCAUUUCGUAACCUGCAUUGCAACUUCCAUUUCCCCUUUGCUCUCCUCCCACUCCCACCGCAAGAAAAUGGCGACUAAUUUCUGGACAUCCACGCACUACAAAGAGUUAUUGGACCAAGAAGAAGUGGAUGUGGUCCAUAACGUUGAUAAGGAGAGGGGAAUUACUCUCGACGAUUUCAAGCUCAUCAAAUUGCAUAUGACCAAUUACAUUGCGAGAUUGGCUCAAAAUGUGAAAGUGAGGCAAAGGGUCAUAGCGACUGCUGUAACAUAUAUGAGACGUGUUUAUAUAAGGAGAAGUAUGUCUGAAUUUGAUCCACGACUCGUGGCUCCAUCGUGCUUGUACUUGGCGUCAAAGUCCGAAGAAAGCACUGUGCAAGCAAGACUUCUCGUGUUCUACAUAAAGAAACUCCAUGCAGAUGAAAAGUACCGGUGUGAAAUCAAGGAGAUACUUGAGAUGGAAAUGAAAAUUUUGGAAGCAUUAAACUAUUAUCUUGUCGUGUUCCAUCCUUAUCGUGCAUUGUCUCAGUUGGUUCAGGAUGCUGGGAUGAGCGAAGCAACUCAGCUGACCUGGGGACUUGUGAAUGAUACCUAUAAGACGGAUCUAAUUCUCGUACACCCACCAUAUCUGAUUGGAUUAGCCUGCAUAUAUGUAGCUAGCGUGCUCAAAGAGAAAGAAAACACGGCUUGGUUCGAAGAUCUACGAGUCGACAUGAACGUGGUGAAGAACAUAGCAAUGGAAAUACUAGAUUUCUAUGAUACCCACAAAACUAUAUCUGAUGAGAGAGUGACUGCUGCCAUGCACAAGCUCCCCAUAAGAACAUAGAAGACUGCUUUUCAUAGGUCACCUGCAAAUUUUUAUAUGUAACCUCCUCCAUUAAAAUGACUAUAAUGCCCACUUUAGAUGAGUACUUGAAGUAGGGUGGUUUCAUUUUCAAAAAGAUUGUUGUUAUGGAUAUUGAUUUAAAUACAAAAAACAAACACCCAAUUUCGCACAAAAGAUCGAAGGGAGGGGUGUGUUAGAUUCAAAA